AUGGCUGGUCUCAACAGUGCAGUGGGCCAACAGACAGGACUGAAUGUGGUUCAGGCCACAGUAUGCUCCCACUGGGGUGCACCGACUGAUAAGAGUCUAAUCCAGGAUGGAGAUGUGAUUAUCGGUGGACUUUUUAACCUGUAUCACAUACCUUCAACUAAAGAUGAGGACUACACAAAGAAACCACAUUAUGAACCUUGUACUGGCUUAGAACUGGAGCCGUUAAAAUACUCUUAUGCCAUGGUGUUUGCUGUGGAGGAAAUCAAUCGAAACAACACCCUACUACCAGGAGUGAAGCUGGGUUACCGAAUACUUGAUAGCUGUUCCCUGUACCCGUGGGCUCUGCAAGGUGCAAUGUCAUUGGUUGGAGGAGACACACACAGCUGCAACUUGACAGCCUUUGCAGGUCCUAUUGAAUCUAAUGGAUCCUCUACAACAGGCAUAAUGAUGUCCAGCACCCUGGGGCCUCUCUAUGUACCAGUUAUCAGCUACCUGGCAAGCUGCCCCUGCCUUAGUGACAGGCUUAAAUAUCCUACUUUCUUCAGAACAAUUCCCAGUGAUAUUUACCAAGCUUGGGCCAUGGCACAAUUGGCCAUUCGCUUCCACUGGACAUGGAUAGGAGCAGUGGUGGAAAACAAUGAUUAUGGUCAGCUUGCAAUACAGGUAUUCCAGAAAGAGAUUUUUGGGAAAGGAGUGUGUUUGGAAUUCAUUGAGACCCUCAUGCCAGAAACUAUUGUGACUGAUGUAAAACGUGCAGCACUUACAAUUCAAGCUUCGACUGCGAGGGUGAUUCUGAUCUUCUGCUGGUAUACUGAAGUAAAGAAACUGCUUCUGGAACUGGUCAAGAGAAAUGUGACUGACAGACAGUUCCUGGCAAGUGAGGCUUGGAGUACCAGUGAUGAUCUUCUCCAAGAUCAAACCAUCUCUAAAGUAGCAAAUGGUGUUCUUGGUGUGGCCAUUCGUAGUUCAACUAUACCUGGAUUUGAAAAUUAUCUCAGAAGUUUGCAUCCAAUUCGUCGUCCUAAUGAUGUUUUCUUAAGAGAAUUCUGGCAAAAGGAAUUUGGAUGCAGUCCUCUUUCUUCCUAUUUCUCUUCAUCCCUCAUUCAAAUUUCACCACCACUCUGCAGUGGAACAGAGUCCCUGGAGAACGUGGAAAAUCACUUUACUGAUACCUCUCAGCUAAGGGUGGCAUAUAAUGUCUACCUUGCCGUUUAUGCUGCUGCCCAUGCCCUUCAUAGCCUUCUCUCCUGUAAUACCCAUACAUGCACCUUUCAGAAAAACAUCAAACACAUAGAGCUGUUACAGCAAUUGAACAAAGUGAACAUCACCACACCACAUGGGGAAAGGUUUUACUUCCAAGGUGCUGACAUUCCAGCAAUGUAUGACCUCGUCAAUUGGCGGAAACAACCAGAUGGGCAACUCAAACUUGUCUUGGUUGGUCGUGUGGAUGGGUUUAAUCUCCAUCUUAAUGAGUCAGCUGUGCAGUGGAGCUCAGGAUCCAGUCAGGUUCCUUUUUCAGUGUGCAGUGAGAGCUGCCCUCCAGGUACCCGAAAGGCCAACAGGAAAGGAGAGCCUCUCUGCUGCUUUGACUGUAUCCCAUGCACUGAGGGGGAAAUAAGCAAUGAAACUGGUUCUCUUAAUUGUGAGCGAUGUCCAUCUGAGUUCUGGUCCAAUGUUGAGCAAACUGCCUGCGUCCCUCGUCAGUUGGACUUCCUUUCCUUUAACGAAACAUUGGGCAUCACUCUGACAACAGUGGCUGCAUCCGGUGUUGUGGUGACAACAGCUGUGUUUGUUCUAUUUUUUUGCAACCGCCAAACACCCAUGGUACGAGCCAACAAUUCAGAACUCAGCUUCCUGCUUCUUCUGUCCCUGAAGCUCUGCUUCCUGUGCUCACUGGUGUUCAUUGGUCGUCCAUCAGUCUGGUCCUGUCGGUUUCAGCAGGCAGCCUUUGGGAUCAGCUUUGUACUUUGUGUUUCCUGCCUUCUGGUUAAAACCCUCGUAGUGCUUGCUGUUUUCCGCUCAGCUCGGCCUGGUGCUGAAACCUUGAUGAAGUGGUUUGGUCCUGUUCAACAGAGAGGGAGUGUCUUUCUCUUCACCUGUAUACAGGUUAUUAUCUGUGCCACAUGGUUGUCCAUCAGUCCUCCAGUGCCUCGACGUGAUCUGGGUUUCCAAGGAUCAAAGGUCACACUAGAGUGUGCCAUGGGUUCCCUGGUGGGCUUCUCUCUGGUUCUUGGCUACAUUGGCCUGCUGGCCUGCACCUGCCUCCUCUUGGCUUUUCUCGCUCGGAAUCUUCCUGACAACUUCAAUGAGGCCAAACUGAUCACCUUCAGCAUGCUGAUAUUCUGUGCAGUAUGGGUAGCUUUUGUUCCUGCUUAUGUUAGCUCUCCUGGAAAAUAUGUUGUUGCUGUAGAAAUAUUUUCCAUCUUGGCCUCCAGCUAUGGUUUACUGCUUUGCAUAUUUGCCCCCAAAUGUUUCAUUAUUCUUUUGAGGCCAGAGAAAAACACAAAGAAAAGCUAA
This is a messenger RNA of Labrus bergylta (ballan wrasse), 2517 nucleotides long. Lineage: Eukaryota; Metazoa; Chordata; Actinopteri; Labriformes; Labridae. The record is from RefSeq and is a predicted model, not a curated record.